This is a messenger RNA of Closterium sp. NIES-67, 1769 nucleotides long. Lineage: Eukaryota; Viridiplantae; Streptophyta; Zygnematophyceae; Desmidiales; Closteriaceae. The record is from the annotation of a GenBank genome assembly.
UAGGCAGGCAGCCAUGGCUUUUCUCAGCAUAGCACGCUGGCCCGUCCGCGCCGCUUCCUAUUGAUUCGCGUAAUUCUAUAGCGUACAUCUCGCGGAUAAAACGCGCAAUUUAGGGAGCGUUCUUGGUUUCAACUCUCGCAGACGAACAGGGCCCACACGGAGCGAGUUCGCGGUUCAGGCGACACUGCGGCACGAGCGCCUCUGCCACUCCCUCGAUUGUCUCUUGACGAACGGCGUGUCGCAUUGCGAUGACGGCGCGUGCAGGCAGUGUGACGCGCGAGUCGCAUUGUCCAUCUCGUAAUCACCACACAUCCGACAGACCACAUAUAUCAUGCCCUCCUCACCUGAAAGCCGGUCACAAACAUGUCCCCACCCUCGCCGUUAUGACCCCUGUCGUCUCCCGUUUUUUUGCCUUCCACUUAACUUUUUUUUCCCUUUCCGUUUGCCUUUUUUUUUCUUUGGUUUUUUCGUCAACGUUUCCCCACCGCCCCCUCUCUUUCCUUCCCGCCGUCCCCCGGCGCCACCCCUUCCCGUCGUCCCCCUUUCCCCUUCCCGUCUUCCCCUGUUUCCCAUAGCCGUCGUCCCCUUUUCCCCUUCCCGUCGUCCUCUUUUCCCUUCCUGUCGUCCCUGUUUCCCCUUCCCAUCACCCCGUCCUGUGACCCGUCAUGUCUCUCUUCCCUUCCCGUCGUCCCCCAUUCCCCUUCCUGUCACCCCCAUUCCCCUUACCGUCGUCCCCGUUUCCCAUUACCGUCAACCCUCUUUCCCCUUCCCGUCGUCGUCCCUUUUUUCCCUUCCUGUCUUCCCUCUUUCCCAUUCCCAUGGUCCCGCUUUUUCCAACUCCUCGCCCCCUUCCCCCUUCCCGUCGCCCCCGUUUCCCCAACCCGCCCACGUUUCCCAUUCCGUCGUCCCCGUUUCCCCGUCCCGUUGCCCCGAGGACCAAUGCUGUUCACAAGGACUUCUGAGGUUUGGGCUCACAAUCACUGGCAGCUCCACCUGCUUCUUGAACUCUCAUCCGCCAUCCCCCGCUCUGCAGGGCAGAUGCAGUCAGAAAACGCCCGUCUUUCUCCCUGUCGCCACACACCUCACUCCGAUCACGCUUUCGCACCAUCACCCUCAAUUCCGUUCCGCAUUCUCUUCUCUGCUUUCCCCCACACUCCUCCGUGCUUUCCCCCACUCUCUUCCCUGCUUCCCCCCAAUCUCCUCUCUGCUUAUCCCAUGUUAUCCUGCCCCAAACCACUCUCCUCUUUACUUCCGCCUGCUCCAUUUCCCCCUUUCCCUCUUCCUUCGCUCCUCCCCUACUCCUUCCUCCCCAUCCCUCUCCUCUCCUCCCUCCAUCGCCCUUUUCCCUCCCCCUCCCUCUCCUUACCACUUCACAACCCCCCCCUUUCGUUUCUGCCUGAAUCCCAUGCUCUCCUGCUCUCUCCCAUGCUCUUCCCCAUCUUCUGUGCUCUCCAUCCUGCUAAAGUAACUGCAUGGUCAGCUAUUGGGUCCGUGCAGAUCAAUUAGGACACAAUGAUGAAUUGUGGUUCUGUGUUGCCACACCAGAAAUGCAGGCGCUCAUAGGCCAGCCAAGCCGAAGUCCGUCCAUCGCCGUAUCCACUCCAUCAUCCAACGGCAGCUCAGUCGAAGUGAGGAGGAAGAUGAGUGGAGGGAGGGAGGCAGAGGGAGAGUGGGUUUGGGAUGGGCAUGGGGGCUAGGUAGAUGGUCUGGGGGAAGUCGGAUGGGGAAGAGGACGGCAGUGGCAUUGGCUAUGAGUGGGUUGAACCCAG